AUGUCAGAAGUGAAUGCUACCCCUGAAAUUUCUCAAAACAACACUAUAUACAUCAACAAUCUCAAUGAGAAGAUUAAGAUUGAUGAGUUGAAGAAGUCUCUGAACGCUGUUUUUACACAGUUCGGGAAGAUACUUGAGGUGUUAGCUUUUAAAACCCUAAAACACAAGGGUCAAGCUUGGGUGGUCUUUGAGGAUGUCUCAUCUGCUUCCAAUGCCCUGAGGCAAAUGCAAGGUUUUCCCUUCUAUGAUAAACCCAUGAGAAUACAAUAUGCAAAGACCAAAUCUGAUGUAAUAGCAAAAGCGGAUGGUACUUUUGUUCCUAGGGAAAAACGUAAGAGGCAUGAUGACAAAGGCAAAAAACGGAAGGAUCAACAUGAUGCUAAUUUAGCCGGAAUGGGACUAAAUCCAGCUUAUUCUGGUGCUUAUGGUGCGACACCUACUAUACCUUAUCCAGGUGGUGCAAAAUCUAUGGUACCUGAGGCUCCUGCACCACCAAAUAACAUUCUCUUUAUUCAGAAUCUUCCCAAUGAGUCAACUCCCAUGAUGCUGCAAAUGCUCUUUCUCCAAUAUCCUGGAUUCAAGGAAGUUAGAAUGGUUGAAACAAAGCCGGGAAUUGCCUUUGUGGAAUAUGGAGAUGAGAUGCAAUCCACAGUGGCUAUGCAGGCGCUGCAAGGUUUCAAGAUAACCCCACAAAACCCUAUGUUGAUAACUUACGCCAAGAAAUAG
This is a messenger RNA of Sphenostylis stenocarpa, 726 nucleotides long. The record is from the annotation of a GenBank genome assembly. Lineage: Eukaryota; Viridiplantae; Streptophyta; Magnoliopsida; Fabales; Fabaceae.